Messenger RNA from Dermacentor silvarum, 1203 nucleotides. RefSeq lists its product as uncharacterized. The transcript has a single exon. The record is from RefSeq and is a predicted model, not a curated record. Lineage: Eukaryota; Metazoa; Arthropoda; Arachnida; Ixodida; Ixodidae. Bases 1 to 1203 code for a protein of 400 amino acids.
AUGGAAAUAGACACCGGAUCACCGGUAUGCGUCAUACCCUGGCACGUCUACCAAAUGCACCGUGCUAAGUGGCCUCAAAUUGAGAAGACCAACCUGAGGUUGUCCUGCUACCUGGGACCGCUGCCUAUCGCUGGUAAGCUUACUCUUUCAGUUUUCUACGAGGGCAAGACUCUGACUACCACUAUCACUGCGAUUCGUCAUUCAGGGCCGUGUUUAUGCGGUCGCGACCUCAUCCGUGCCCUGAACAAUCUGGAUGCUACUGUCUUGAGCCUCAGCAGUACCAGCAGAGGAGAUGACAAGACGCUCGAAGAAAUUUUGUCGGAGUACCAAGACGUCUUCGAGUCAGAACUAGGCCUGUUCAAGGUUCCUCCCGUUCACCUCUACGUGAAAGACGGAGCGAUUCCGAAGUUUUUCAAGGCAAGACCACUGUCUUACGCAAUGCGAGACAAGGUAACUGAAGAGCUAGAAAGGCUAGUGAAGUCAGGCGUGCUGUCUUCUGUAGCUCACUCAGAAUGGGCUACGCCGAUUGUGCCAGUGCUGAAGAAAGAAGGAUCUGUCAGCAUCUGUGUCGACUACAAGCUAACCGUGAGCGCAGUAUGCGUCACUGAACAGUAUCCACUUCCAGUCAUCGAUGAUAUUUUCGCAGAACUGCCCAUCGGAGACGUCUACAGCACCCUAGACUUAUGCGACGCGUAUAACCAGCUUCCUUUGGAUGAGGAGUCAAAGAAGUUGACUACCAUCAGUACCCACAAGGGGUUGUUCUGCUUCAACAGCCUACCCUUUGGAGUGUCGUCCACACCAGCCAUGUUCCAGUGCACCAUGGAAAAUAUGCUGCGCGGUCUAACUGGCGUGCAAGCAUAUCUGGACGACGUCCUGGUGGCAGAAAGGAAAGGCGACAGUGGAAGCAAUCUUAAGCCAAUGCUCCAACGGUUCCGGGAAUGUGGCGUAAAAAUGCGGAAGAAUACAUGUUUCUUCAGGAAGUUGGAAGUAUCGUACCUGGGACACAAGAUCACCAGUGACGGACUUCAUCCGCUGGAGAAGCACCUGGAAGCGGUGAUGAAGGCACCAAGCCAGAAGAACGUAAGCGAGCUGCGUUCUUACAUCGGUCUGCUCACUUAUUAUAGCAAGUUCCUUCCGAGCAUGGCAACGAUGAUUGCUCCAUUGUAUGACCUUCUGAAGAAGGAUUGCCGUUGGAAAUGGUAA